AGAGAGAGCAAGAGAAAGAAGGAGGGACAAACUCAUACAUUAUUGAAAAGACGAAGAAGAUUUCGCAACAACUAAAAUAAAGACAAGAAUAAAGUCGACAAUUACCUUAGGAUAACAUGAAGACAUGGACAUUCUACCGAUAAACUUUAAAGCUCUGCGUUUUUGCGGUGCAUGGAAAGAACGGGAGGACGACAAUAUAUGCAUCGGGUUUUUACGUAUUUUUUAUAAGUACGUUAAACGUACUAUUUAUAUACUAAAAUAUACCAUACGAUAUGCGGUUUUUCUCUUGAUAUAUGAGUUCACCAUAUUCGAUGUAGUAGAAGUGAUUCGCACACGUGAUCGCAUCCAUGAACUGACCGAGGGGCUCUUCUUGGGGUUGACGUUCGUAACGUUGUGCGUGAAAUAUGCAAAUUUCUUGCUGCGGGAAAAUGAGAUGACGGAUUUGUUGGAUUCCCUGCGUGUAAAAAUGUGUCAACCGAGAAAUUCGAUGGAAAAGCUGAUAAUGGAGGAGCACAGUCGCAAAGCCAAGUGGAGUACUAUCUUGUUCAUGGCAAUAUCGUUUGCGACCGGGCUGGGUAUGAUGGUCACGCCAGCUUUGGAAUUGCUCAUGGGGGGUGAGCGUACGCUGCCAUUGAAGUCGUACAUCCCGUACUCCUUGUCGAGCCUACUUCCAUAUCUAGCUACAUAUCUGCAACACUUUUUGACUUUGUUCUAUGCGAUAACGCUUAACGUUAGCUUCGACUGUCUCGUUUAUGGCUUCACAAUUCAAGUUUGCGCGCAGAUCGAACUGAUGUGCUACCGACUGACAGACAAUUUGAGGAGCACCGGCGACAUCUCUUUCGGAAAAAAGCCGCAAACGAACGCCUCGAUCGAGGAAUGCAUCAGGCAUCACCUGCUCGUGAGCACUGUAGUAAAGAAGCUACGAGCGUUUUUUAUAUGGACGGUAAUGAUCUUCUUCUUCUUUAGUCUGCUCAUCGUUUGCACCAGCAUUUUUCUAGUAUCAAAGAAGAAACUGCUUAGUUUUGAAUUUCUCUCUAUGUUCUUGUAUCUCAACGGUAUACUGCUCCAAUUGUUCUACUACUGCUGGUAUGGAAAUGAGCUUGAGUUGAAGAGUAAAGACAUCGCAAACGCUAUUUAUUCCAGUGAUUGGACAAUGGUGACGCCGCGAGAACGUAAGUCACUGAUGCUCAUUAUGAUAAGCAGCCAAAAAGGAAUAAUGUUCUCCUAUCACGGAGUGUUCGCGUUAUCUCUUAACACUUUUACCUGGGUAAGCAAGCGAAAGUAAAGAAAACAUAAACAUUUGCAUAUCAUAUUACGCGCAUUUGCGUGGCUCACGUUUGAAAUCUCAAAAUUAUUGCGGCAAUUACCUGUGCAUUCGAUUUAUUGCAGAAGCUAAUUGCGCACAUGAAUGUAAAUUAACGCUUAGACAUUUCGCAAUGAUGCAAUAUUUUAUUUCCGCAGAUAUGCAGGACUUCUU
Molecule: messenger RNA, 1477 nt
Organism: Pogonomyrmex barbatus (red harvester ant)
Lineage: Eukaryota; Metazoa; Arthropoda; Insecta; Hymenoptera; Formicidae
Product: 4-vinylanisole receptor-like
Biological process (GO): detection of chemical stimulus involved in sensory perception of smell; sensory perception of smell
Cellular component (GO): plasma membrane
Molecular function (GO): odorant binding; olfactory receptor activity
Source: RefSeq, a predicted model, not a curated record